Messenger RNA from Linum trigynum, 885 nucleotides. Lineage: Eukaryota; Viridiplantae; Streptophyta; Magnoliopsida; Malpighiales; Linaceae. The record is from the annotation of a GenBank genome assembly.
GAUCGAAAUGCAAAUUCCGUAUCGCCAGUUGCCUCUUUUUCACCUCCAUUCCUAUCCUCCGCCGAUCAAUCUUUUCUUCCACCAAAAGACGUAGAUAAUUAUUCACCGGCAGGCGCAAAUUAUUUACCAUGGGCGGACUAGCCGCCGCCGGAUGCACGGGAAACUCAAUGGAUGCUCGUGAAAGUAAAAAUAGUAAUGCGGCGGCGGCGGCGGCGCCGGUGGUACAUGUUUUGGCGGUGGAUGACAACCUCGUCGAACGGAAGCUCCUCGAACGCCUCCUUAAGAACGUCUCCACUUCUUGCACCGUUACAACGGCUGAGAAUGGGAUGAAGGCAUUGGAGUAUUUGGGGCUGGAUGAUCAGCAGCAAGACCACUCUACUAUUACUACCACUAAUGCAGCCAUCAAACAGCAGCAGCAGAAGCAGGUGGAUUUGAUAAUCACUGAUUACUGUAUGCCCGGGAUGACAGGGUAUCAGCUCCUCAAGAGGAUUAAGGAAUCGAAGGUGUUGAAGGAAGUCCCAGUUGUGGUUAUGUCAUCUGAGAAUAUCCCAACCCGGGUCAACCAGUGCUUGAAGGAAGGGGCAGAGAUGUUCAUGUUGAAGCCUCUUAAGCAAGCAGAUGUCAACAAGCUGAUAAUGACCACCCACAAAUGCUAAGCUAGCUAGCUUGGUUAAUUAGCGGCUUCUCAUCAUUUUUUUCAAUAAUGAAUUGUAAUCUUCUCUUCUCCACCCCCCAGGAUCUCUUUGAAUAGGUAGGUUUAUGUUAAGCUCUGUUGGCCAAACCGGUCAAGGAUCCAAAGGAUCCAAUCGGUCAAAAGACCACAGUAUAUAACCAUUCAAAUUUUGCAGCAGAAUUUCCAAGGGAAAAUAAAGAACUAGAUUUCUU